Messenger RNA from Candidozyma duobushaemuli, 948 nucleotides. RefSeq lists its product as uncharacterized. The record is from RefSeq and is a predicted model, not a curated record. NCBI's taxonomy places the organism in Eukaryota, Fungi, Ascomycota, Pichiomycetes, Serinales, Metschnikowiaceae. Gene Ontology annotation, molecular function: alkaline phosphatase activity; phosphoglycolate phosphatase activity. Bases 1 to 948 code for a protein of 315 amino acids. The transcript has a single exon.
AUGACUAGACAAGCUGCACCACAAAAGGUCACCUCCAAGGAAGAAGUACUCCAGCUUCUUGAGCAGUUUGAUCAUUUCUUGUUUGACUGCGAUGGAGUCAUUUGGCUUGGUCCUGACAAAAUUCCCGGAGCGUCGGAGUUUGUAGAGCUCCUCAAGGAAAAGAAGAAGACUUACGCCUUUGUCACCAAUAAUUCGUCGGUUUCGAGAGACACUUACAAGAAGAAGUUUGAGAAGUUGGGAUUCCCAGAUGUGACAAAGGAGAUCAUCUUCCCAUCGUGCUAUGCUGCAGCGCUUAUUCUCAAAAGGGAUCUCAAGAUUCCUGAGGGAUCUAAAGUGUGGGUUCUCGGAGACGAGGGAAUCGAGCACGAACUCAAGGAAGCUGGAUACGUGCCAUUAGGUGGUAAUGACGAGGCGCUUGACGAGGAAUGGGACCCUGCGCACCGGUUGCUCAAGGUUGACGAGGAUGUCAAGGCGGUGGUGAUCGGUUCCACCAAGAAGUUAAAUUAUAUGCGUGUUGCUACAACAUUGCAGUACCUUUUGCACAAGAACAGAUCUAUUCCGUUCAUUGGUACCAACAUCGACAAGACCUACCCCGGUCCCUUUGGCACCACCUUGCCAGCCGGUGGCUCGUUCGUGAACUACAUGAGCUUCACCUCGAGCAGAGACUUUAUUGAUGUCGGCAAACCAAGUCCCCUUCUUCUUGAUAACAUUCUCGAAUACUGCCUGUUUGACCGCAAGAAGACAUUGAUGUUCGGAGACACUCUCUACACUGACGUCAAAUUCGGUAAUGACGGCAAGCUUGGAGGCGACGCUGGUGGGUCCUUGCUUGUUCUCAGUGGAGGGACCUCUCAGGAGGAGUUAGAUCUGUUAGACAUGAAGGAUGAGUCGCUAGUGCCCCUGUACUAUGUCGAAUCCGUUGGUCGCCUUUUAGAGCUUCUCAGAAAUUAG